AUGCAUUCGUCGCCGAGCACGCUUCCAUUUUACAGCCCAUUGUCGAUAAAGGAGCCGUCGAGUAAUUUGCAAAUCAAACCGUUUACUCGGGUCUCGCAUGGAACAGCUGGUCGUCCUAUCAGUUUGUCGUCGAAUCAUUUCCGAAUUAUUGUUGGAAAACGCAAAAUCUAUGAGUACCGCAUCAAAAUCUCGCCGGAUUUGUUUUCGAAAAAGCUUAAUAGAAGAGUCGUGCGAUUACUCGAAGGAAAAUUGGCUUCGGUUGAACCGUGGCAUUUAGUUUUUGAUGGAAUCGAUACGAUUUAUGCGGCGCAGAGAAUCUGUGAAGAAGUCGUGAAUAAUAUUAAAAUUGCGACGGAUGGUCUUAUAUCGACUAGAGAUGCAAUAACACACUUUGAUUUAAAAUUGCAAUUUAUUGAUGAGUUUAUGCUUGAAAGUAAUUUGGAUGCAAUCAGUGAUCCCGAGCAGAAGGAACGUAUGAUUCAUGCUCUUGAUACAAUCCUCCGACAAUUCUCUUGUGACGAAUUCAACGUUGUUCUGCAGUCGUUCUUCUCAACUUCUUGCCAAAGUUCCGCUUUAAGUCAGCGAAGUCACAGUCUUGGUUGGGCGGCUGUUAAUUUGGGUUUGGGUCGUGAAGUGUGCUACGGAUUCUAUCAGAGUGUCGUUGAAUCAUUUGAUAUAUUGUCGCUGAAUCUUGACGUGGCAACGACCACUUUCUAUCGUCCUGUUCAUGUUUUGGAAUUCUUGGCGGAUGCACUCGAUGUUCCAUUAGCUACUAUUCAAGAUGGACGUCCACUCAGUGAAAUGCAGCGAAAAAAGUUCUCGAAAGAAAUUGUCGGGCUCAAAAUAGAAACUCAUCACUGCUCCAGCUCGCGUCGUUAUCGUGUGAUACGAUGCACAUGGAAACCUGCUGCCAAUAUUUUGCUAAAAUUGAAUGGAGAGGAGAAUAAACAAAUUUCGGUUAAGGAAUACUAUAAAUCUAGAUAUGGUAUUCAGCUGCAGCAUCUUCAUUUGCCUUGUUUGGAGUUGGGCAAAACCAAAGAAUGCAUUAUCCCGUUGGAACUGUGCUAUAUUGUACCUGGCCAGAGAUGCAUUAAGAAGCUCAAUGAGCAUCAGAUUGCGAAUUUGAUCAAAGCGACGAGUCGAAAUGCGCAGGAGAGAAUGGAUGCGGUGAUGCGAAUUCGAGAAGGAGUUGGCAUAUCGGAUGAUGUUUAUUCAACGAAUUAUGGAAUUCACGCCGAACGAAGCAUGAUGAAAAUCGAAGGCCGUGUGUUACCGGCGCCAAAAAUAGUAUAUUGCUCACCGAAUGUUGAUGGGCAGGAAUGUGUGACAGUGCCCAAUAAUGGCACGUGGGAUAUGCGAGGAAAACACUUUUACAAUGGAAUCGAAAUCGAGAUUUGGGCUGUAGUGUGUUUCGCUUCGUCGACUACAGUCACCCAACAGAAUCUGCGUUCGUUUGUGCAGGGCCUAGGUAAAGUGGCCCGCGAAAUAGGAAUGCCAUUUGUGAACAACGCGGUUUUCUGCAAGUACGCGACUGCAGAUCAAGCAACGAAAAUUUUGGAUUUUCUUCAAAAUGAUUAUCCCGACAUGCAGCUUGUGAUCUGUGUUCUCCCCGGAAAGACUAAUAUCUAUGGUGAAGUGAAGCGUCGUGCUGAUAUGAUCGGACUAACAACUCAAUGUGUUCGCUCGCAUAAUGUUCUUAAAAUAAGCCCGCACACGCUUUCAAAUUUGUGCAUGAAAAUUAACUCGAAAUUGGGAGGAAUCAAUCUUGUUCUCGCUCCGCCAACCUUCUCGAGAAAUGACGAACCUGUUCUAUAUGUUGGUUGUCAUAUUUAUCGCAAUGCGACGUCUUCGGAUAAUCAAAACUGCUCGGAAAACUCGAUAGUUUGUAUGCUUGGUUCUUGCGACGGCCAUCCUACUCGAUUCGUUCCAACUUUCCGAAUGCAACCGAAGAACACUUCGAUUGUACUUGAAAUGGAGUCUAUGAUGAAAACGAUUAUUUUGAACUUUCACAAAUCGACUGGAUUCAAACCGCAUCGAAUUAUUAUUUAUCGAUCGGGUGUUUGCAAAUUGAAUAUGAACGAAAUUCUUCAAUUUGAAUUGCGUGCUAUUCGAAACGCGUGUUUGUCGAUCGAAGUUGGUUUUGAGCCUGGAAUCACAAUUAUUGGAUUGGAUAAUUCGCAUCAUACGAGACUUUUUGCCAACGAUGAAAUGAACCGCAUGGGUAACAGUAUGAAUGUUCCUGCUGGGACCAUUGUUGAAAGUGGCAUCACAGUCAAUAACUUAUUUGAAUUUUUCUUGGUUUCGCACGCUGGAAUACAAGGAACCUCGUGUCCGACGAGAUAUCAGAUUUUGUGGGAUGACAAUAAAAUGAGCGCCGAUCAGAUUCAAGAGAUGACAUAUCAGUUAUGUCACGCUCAGUCGAGGUGUACACGAAGUGUUUCGAUCCCUUCGCCGGUUUAUUAUGCGCGGUCGGCGGCGCAAAGAGCGAAAAUUUGGAUGAGCGAUGACAAGUUUGACUAUACCGUUUAUGAGAAAAUCGCCGAACAGUGCAAUGGAAUGCUGUUCACUUGA
Messenger RNA from Caenorhabditis bovis, 2571 nucleotides. The record is from the annotation of a GenBank genome assembly. Lineage: Eukaryota; Metazoa; Nematoda; Chromadorea; Rhabditida; Rhabditidae.